This is a messenger RNA of Anthostomella pinea, 1254 nucleotides long. The record is from the annotation of a GenBank genome assembly. NCBI's taxonomy places the organism in Eukaryota, Fungi, Ascomycota, Sordariomycetes, Xylariales, Xylariaceae.
AUGUUGCGACUGUUCCGAUCGCGAAAGAACAUCGUCUCCCUCGGCGCGAAGGUCAACGGUCCGGCACGAGGUCCCCAGCCCCAGGUCGUCCAUAUACAACAUGUCAAGAUCCGUCGGAAAUGGUUCAAGCCCAUGAACCUUGUCAUCGCUUGCGGCGUCUACUACGGCUGCUAUCUGAUCUACGACCGCGUCGUCUUCGGCACUCUUGGGAAAUGGGCCCACGACCAGGAGGCCCAGUUGUCUGAGAAGGAACGUCAGGAACUCGAUGACGAAGACCUAGAGCCGCUCUUCAUACCAUUCCCCGGCACCACCAAAAUGGUCGAGCCGCUACCCUAUCGUGGCUCCGAUCCCGAGUGGCAGGCCUACCUCAAAAUCAGCAAGAACCAGAAACUCGUCCAGUCCAUACAGAAGAACCUUGCCGAGCUGACCCGUCGCGUGGUCGAGUCACAUCCUAUGCUGUCCAAGAAAUUCGGGAAGGACAUGAAAGUCAGAAAGUUCUGGCUGGACAUACAGUACCCCUAUAAGCCGCCACCCACCUUUGUUCGAACCGGAAUAGCAAUCGACGAUGACGGUAUAUCCAUUGCGGAAAUGCCCGUCGACUCCUUCGCCGUCCUCAGGGCACAGCGCGUACUUUUCCCAUCUGCGCUCGGCCUGUCUUUGUGGAGCUUUUCAGGGGCGUUGAUGAAGCAAAACGCCGUUACCUUUGCCAAACUCUUCGGUUACGAACCCAAGGCCGAGUCAGCUGUCAGUGUACAGCAGACCAUUGACAGAAUUCACCAGCAGCUCAAGAAAUCGCCGGGCAAGACUGACUCCCCGUCAUCGGCCUCUGUGCCCUCUACAAAAGGUCAGGCAACGGGCGGGUCAGCCGCAGACCCUAUGGCUCCUGUGGACAAGAGAUCCGCUGGCUCGACUGCAUCACCAGAGACUUUGGGUUCAGGUGCUAGUGUAGGCGGAGCGGUCCCGAAUGUACCCAGCGCAAAGGACUUGUACAUGAUCAAGACAACGCAGGAGCACACCAGCGGGCCGUGGCAAGCAUUCAAGCAAAAAAUGGCACAAACUUGGAAACCUCUCAAAAAUUUUCCUCCACGUGGCUCGUUAAGCGUCAGCGGACUGGUGGAGAUCGUCACGCCCCGUGCAAUCGUCACUGUGGACGUCUAUGCGUGGUGGGAUCCCAAGACAGAGGAUUUCGACCCGACGACCACGAUUCUCAAAUUGAGAACAAUACGUCCAAAGACGCAAUCCGCACUUCGGUGA